This is a messenger RNA of Condylura cristata (star-nosed mole), 1190 nucleotides long. RefSeq names its product interleukin 13 receptor, alpha 2 (gene IL13RA2). Gene Ontology annotation, cellular component: external side of plasma membrane. Gene Ontology annotation, molecular function: cytokine receptor activity; protein binding. NCBI's taxonomy places the organism in Eukaryota, Metazoa, Chordata, Mammalia, Eulipotyphla, Talpidae. The record is from RefSeq and is a predicted model, not a curated record. Gene Ontology annotation, biological process: cytokine-mediated signaling pathway. Bases 1 to 1161 code for a protein of 386 amino acids. The transcript has 9 exons.
AUGGCUCUCAUUCGGAUGGUUACCGGAUAUUUAUAUAUCCUUGUCAUUUGCACAGCAUAUGGUUCUACUUUGUCUUCAAAUGCUGAAAUAAAAGUUAAUCCUCCUCAGGAUUUUGAAAUAGUGGAUCCUGGAUAUUUGGGUUAUCUCUACUUACAAUGGCAACCCCCACUGUUUCUGGAUGAUUUUGAUGAAUGCACAGUAGAAUAUGAAUUAAAAUACAGAAAUAUUGAUAGUGGAAGCUGGAAGACCAUCAUUACUAAGAAUCUACAUUACAAAGAUGGCUUCGAUCUUAACAAAGGCAUUGAGGCAAAGAUUCAUACAGUCCUGCCAGGGCAGUGCACAAAUGGAUCAGAAGUUCAAAGUUCAUGGUCAGAAACUACAUAUGAGACAUCACUACAAGGAAACCUGGAUACUAAAAUUCAGGAUAUGGAGUGCAUAUAUUACAACUGGCAAUAUUUAUUUUGCUCUUGGAAACCUGGCACAGGUGCUCUGUUUGGUACAAAUUACAACUUGUUCUACUGGUAUGAGGGCUUGAACCAUGCGUUAGAGUGUUCUGAUUAUACCAAGGAUAAUAAAAUAAAUAUUGGAUGUAGAUUUCCCUAUUUGGAGUCAUCAGACUAUACAGAUUUCUACAUUUGUGUUAAUGGAUCAUCAGAUUCAAAGCCGAUUAGAUCCAGCUAUUUUGUUUUUCAGCUUCAAAAUAUAGUUAAACCUUUGCCACCAGACUAUCUUAGUUUAACGGUGAAGAAUUCAGAGGAAAUACUCUUGAGAUGGGACUUGCCCAGAGGGCCAAUUCCAGCCAAGUGUUUUAUUUAUGAAAUUGAGCUCACAGAAGAUGAUACUACCUUGGUGACUACCACGGUUGCGAAUGAAAUGUGUACCACAAGAACAUCAAAAGAAAGCCAGCAAUUAUGCUUUUCAGUUAGAAGCAAAGUGAAUAUUUAUUGCUCAGAUGAUGGAAUUUGGAGUGAGUGGAGUAUGGAGCAGUGCUGGAAAGGUGACCUAUGGAAGGAGACAAUGUUAUUUUUUUUGAUUCCAUUUGCUUUUGUCAUAUUAUUUGUUUUGUUAAUAACUUGUUUGGUUUUAUACAAACAAAAAACCAUAAUGAAAAUGGCAUUUCCUACUAAAAAGGAAGUAUUUUCUCAACAAGAAACUCUCUGAUAUCUCACCAAUUUUCAAUCUUAUGCCCA